UUUGCUUCUUCCUCCACGCCGGGUUCGUUGAUCCAACACCUUCAAAUGGCCAUUUUUCUCCCCGGUGCGUGACGUCACUACCGAAAACCGGCAGUAUCGAAAAAUAGAAAUCCCCCCUUUCACACACAUACACACACACAGCGAGACGUCGCUCUAUAUGCUCUAUGGCGCACGUGUGGGCGGUGUGUAUGGGAAAGGAUAUGCGUUAGGUGUGGUGAGGUGCAAAGCAGAAUCAUAUCAAAGCUCACGGGUCGGCACCAUCAUCGGGGGACAUAAAUUUCGAAGAAAACGCUCUCGCACGGUCAAUCCGUCCCGUCGGUGCGUCGCGGGUAGUGCGAGAUUUUCAGCCCAUCAAUCGCCAGUCACCACUGUCCACGAAACCGUUGCUGGCAGCAGUAAGUGAACCACCCAGCAGUAAAAAAAACCCUCACCAUGUAUCACCUGAAGACGAUCGCGAAGAAUGCCACCAUCAAGCAGGAGGUGGCCACGCUGGUCAAGGCCGUUGCGGCCGUCCAGCAGCCGAUGGCGAUGAACCAGCAGCAGCCGAAGCGCACCUACGCCGAGCACCAGAUCCCGGAGCGGCUGAAGGAUGUGUCGACCGCGGCCAACCCGCGCUUCUUCGACAUGGUCGAGUACUUCUUCCACCGCGCCUGCCAGAUCUGCGAGGACAAGCUGGUGGAGGACAUGAAGGGCCGUGCCUCGAUGGACGAGAAGAAGAAGAAGGUGAAGGGCAUUCUGAUGCUGAUGCAGCCGUGCGAUCACAUCAUCGAGAUUGCCUUUCCGCUGCGACGCGAUUCCGGCGACUACGAGAUGAUUACCGGCUACCGUGCCCAGCACUGCACCCACCGUACCCCGACCAAGGGCGGUAUUCGUUUCUCGCUGGACGUGUCGCGCGAUGAAGUGAAAGCCCUGUCCGCGCUGAUGACGUUCAAGUGCGCCUGUGUGGAUGUACCGUUCGGUGGCGCCAAGGCCGGUGUCAAGAUCGAUCCCCGCAAGUACUCCGAGCAUGAGCUGGAGAAGAUUACCCGCCGUUUCGCGCUGGAGCUGUCCAAGAAGGGCUUCAUCGGCCCGGGCAUCGAUGUGCCGGCCCCGGACAUGGGAACGGGCGAGCGCGAGAUGUCCUGGAUUGCGGACACGUACGCCAAGACGAUCGGCCAUCUGGAUAUUAAUGCGCACGCGUGCGUCACCGGCAAGCCGAUCAACCAGGGCGGCAUUCACGGCCGUGUGUCCGCCACCGGACGUGGUGUGUUCCACGGGCUGGACAACUUCAUCAAGGAGGCGAACUAUAUGGCGCAGAUAGGCACGACGCCCGGCUGGGGCGGCAAGACCUUCAUCGUGCAGGGCUUCGGUAAUGUCGGUCUGCACUCGUGCCGCUACCUGACCCGUGCCGGUGCCACCUGCAUCGGUGUGAUUGAGCACGACGGUUCGAUCUUCAACCCGCAGGGUAUCGACCCGAAGGCUCUGGAAGAUUACAAGAACGAGAAGGGCACGAUCGUUGGCUUCCCAGGCGCGCAGCCGUAUGAGGGCGAAAACCUGAUGUACGAGCAGUGCGACAUCUUCAUCCCGGCUGCCGUCGAGAAGGUUAUCACCGCCGAGAACGCUGGCAAAAUUAAUGCCAAGAUCAUUGCCGAAGCUGCCAACGGUCCCACUACCCCGGCCGCGGACAAGAUCCUGAUCGACCGCAACAUUCUCGUCAUUCCGGAUCUGUACAUCAACGCUGGUGGUGUGACGGUAUCGUUCUUCGAAUGGCUCAAGAACCUGAACCACGUCUCGUACGGUCGUCUGACGUUCAAGUACGAGCGAGAGUCGAACUACCAUCUGCUCGAAUCCGUACAGGCCUCGCUGGAGCGUCGCUUCGGUAAUGUCGGUGGCAAGAUUCCGGUCACGCCCUCGGAAGCAUUCCAGAAGCGCAUCUCCGGUGCCUCGGAGAAGGACAUCGUGCACUCCGGACUGGACUACACGAUGGAGCGUUCGGCACGCGCCAUCAUGAAGACGGCCAUGAAGUACAAUCUCGGACUGGACCUUCGCUCGGCCGCUUACGUCAACUCGAUCGAAAAGAUCUUCCAGACGUACCGUGACGCCGGUCUCGCUUUCUAAGCCCGGACAGGGAGAAGAUAAAACCCCGCUUACCUUUCAUGCCAGCGAAGACACGCAUUUCGAUUCAAGACACACGGAGACGAACAAAACGAGCGCGCGCCAGCCAGCACAACUGGUUCUAAGUUAAUUUGCCGGUGAGGGGGGAAAUAGGAUGCAACAGAACAGCCAGAGAGAGAGAGAGAGAGAGAGAGAGAGAGAGAGAGAGAGAGAGAGAGAGAGAGAGAGAGAGAGAGAGAGAGAGAGAGAGAGAUAGGAGUGAAAACAGCCACCGGCGAUCGUGCUUUUUCCCAUUGUUAGAUGUCUAAGGUUUCGUUUACCUACACCUACCUCAUCGCCGUGCCGAUGCGGAAUGGCUACAAGUGAUGAUUCCCACAUUCCACGAGUACGAGUACUAUGAACAACUGUGGUGUGUUGCAAUACUUUCUACACCGCGCACCGCAUCUCAACACACACACACACAUUCCAUUUUUAAUAAUCUUUUUAUUCGGCCAAAAGCGGUCUCUCUGCGUACGAUCGGUGGUACUUGCUUGAUGAUUGUGUAUGAUGAUACUGGUGGCUGUUGUGGGCAGGAUUCGUUCCUCGGUUGGCACUGCACUUGUUGUUCGAUAAGUUUUAUUUGUAUUCAUGUACUUACAUUCAUCCAUCGUGCGGUACAGUUUAACUUCUACAAGCGACGGAAUGAUUACGCAUUAAGUUUCAUUAGCACGCUAUACCUUUGAAACAAACACAAACGCACCAAGAAGAACCGAAAAACGACGCAAUUCAACAUUCCCACAGCAGAUCACAAUCGGAAAUCCGUCUCAACAGCACACCAGCAGUAUAUUUAGUCGUGUAAUCGAGAUUUAAAAUCCGGGAAGGGUCCCCCCCCACCCCAUACAAACACAACUGACUGCCACAAUUUGCGAAAGUACACUCGGUGUUCUCUUGUGUUAGGUACUAUUUUGCAACUUUGCGCCCUUCUGCACAGUUCUAAACGUAAUGCCUCACCGGACGACGGAACCAUUUGGAAAAAGCGUGUAUUUUAAAAAACUACCAAUGGCAUGCGCACUCAAAAACUAAGCCUAACAGCCGCAAACAAUCUUACCUAAACGAUAAAGAAACUGGAGUAAGAUGAAGUAAAACAAAAAAACAGCUGACGCGAUGCAAAAGUGACCCACUCUAAAUAAAGCGAAAGUAAUCUAACAAAAAACAAAAACA
Molecule: messenger RNA, 3294 nt
Organism: Anopheles gambiae (African malaria mosquito)
Lineage: Eukaryota; Metazoa; Arthropoda; Insecta; Diptera; Culicidae
Gene: Gdh
Product: glutamate dehydrogenase, mitochondrial
Exons: 6
Coding region: 433-2097 (554 amino acids)
Biological process (GO): L-glutamate catabolic process
Cellular component (GO): mitochondrion
Molecular function (GO): L-glutamate dehydrogenase (NAD+) activity
Source: RefSeq, a predicted model, not a curated record